AUGGCUUUCCCGCAAAAAGACCUCGCUGUUCUACUCGAUCUCAAGAUUCGCCCGCUGUCGCACAACGACAACCGGAGCGAUGAAGAUAUUAUCCAUUCCAUCCUUAACCCCCCUCCUGUCACCGCGGAAGAGAACGUAUGGGCAUUCUGGGACAAGGGCUACAAUGCCAUGCCACCUUGGCAAAAACGCAAUGUCUUAGGUUGGGCUCGGAAUCUUGGCCCAGGUUGGGUCGUACGAGUUCUUGACCUAGUUCAUGAGUCGCCAGCCAACAUUUUCAAUUUCCUCGAUGGGGAGAAUCUGCCGAGGCAUCUCAAUACCGGACGAACAACGGGGCGGUAUGCAGGUGCAAAUACAUCAGAUACCAUUCGCCUACCAUGCGUCUACCAGCACGGAGGGGUAUGGAUGGAUGUCGGCAUUAUGCUUUUGAUGCACCUGGACCAAGUCUGCUGGGGCGCGUUGAAAGACCCCAAGAGUAAAUUUCAAGUUGCCGUUGCCUCUGCAGACCCGACAAUGAAGUCAGGUGUUGCGGAGAAUUUCUUUAUCGCUGGUCGCAAGGGCAACGGCUUCAUCAAGAGGUGGAUGAUGAUAUUACUUGAAGCUUGGUCUGGGAGGAUGAAUAACAAGGGGAUCCAUGCUCAUCCUUUGUUCCACCACUUGGUCCGAGACGGCAAUAUUACACAUGUCUUUCAAGGCUCCAAUGGGGACAAGUUGGACUACUUCCAGGGAUACCUGGCAUAUGAGCGUCUUCGGCUCCUUGAAGAUCCUCAUGAUGGAUUCAGUGGCCCAAGUUACUGUAAAAACCGGGUUCUCUUGAUCGACUAUAGAGAGUUUGCAGCUGGCGCCAUGUUAACCAAUGAUUCUGGACCGAGACAACUGCAGCUCUUUCGUACCCGGUAUGAUCAGGACCGGAACUCGAAAGAAUUUCAAGAAGCAAAGAAAUUCUUUGCCCACUUGUUAUCAAAUGCGGCCAUGCUGAAACAGUAUCACUGGAGGGACCAUGACGUUCCUACCCUAGCUGAUCUCUGGGACAAACCAGAGUAUCACGAGUAUGAUGCAAUGCCCCAUACUUUUGGCUCAUAUUUGAGACACAUAAGUUCAAACUACACCCAGGACCGCACAGUUGUGGGCCUGAAGUUCCCUCCAGUUAGGGAGAAGGUUUUGGUAGCUGGCGUCUUGGAAACAUUCGAUGAUUAG
Messenger RNA from Clonostachys solani, 1194 nucleotides. NCBI's taxonomy places the organism in Eukaryota, Fungi, Ascomycota, Sordariomycetes, Hypocreales, Bionectriaceae. The record is from the annotation of a GenBank genome assembly.